UUCGCAGUGACGCACUCGAAUAUUGAAUUCCUGCUCGCUGGCCAUCUACUCAAUACUUCAUCUGGUCUGUUUCUUAAUCUUGUAGAUGGACAAACGCAUCUCAUAAACUAGCAAAGAUAUUCUAGAAUGCCUCCCCCACACUAUGAUUUCCUCAUCAAGCUGCUCUUGAUUGGUGACUCAGGUGUUGGAAAGUCUUGUCUUUUGCUCCGUUUCUGCGACGAUGCGUGGACACCCUCGUUCAUCACCACCAUCGGCAUUGACUUCAAGAUCCGUACAAUCGAGCUAGAUGGAAAGCGUAUUAAGCUUCAAAUUUGGGACACGGCUGGCCAGGAGCGGUUUAGAACUAUAACGACUGCGUACUACCGCGGAGCAAUGGGUAUUCUUCUUGUGUAUGACGUCACGGAUGAACGAUCCUUCAACAGUAUCCGCAAUUGGCAUGCUAACAUUGAACAACACGCAUCAGAGGGUGUCAAUAAGAUACUCAUUGGUAAUAAGUCAGAUUGGACAGACAAGCGAGCUGUAACAGAAGACCAGGGACGUGAACUUGCCAACGAACUUGGCAUGAAGUUUAUGGAGACGUCUGCCAAAGUGAAUGACGGUGUGGAAGAGGCCUUCUUCACCCUUGCAAGGGAUUGCAAGACUCGGCUCAUCGACUCUCAAGCCGACUCAGCUGCCUCACUGGGAGGUGCAUCCCACGCAGAUGGGUCAGUGAAAGUCAAUCAACCUGCGACUUUGGCGUCGACUGGUUGUUGCUCAUGAGCACCUAUGUUGGAUGUGGUGAUAGUAGUACGAUCCGAGAUCCUCUUGUUCAUCUUUUGCAAACUAUUUCACGUUACCUCCGUAUUCCCCCUCCAUGUAAUACUGUUCUACCUCGUUACACGGUGCUGUUGACUGAAUAGCUGCACUAGUAUUUGAUGCUUUGACUUGCUGCGGAGUGCUGAAG
Suillus paluster is the source of this 943-nucleotide messenger RNA. Its product is annotated as rab-type small GTP-binding protein. Gene Ontology annotation, molecular function: GTPase activity; GTP binding. Lineage: Eukaryota; Fungi; Basidiomycota; Agaricomycetes; Boletales; Suillaceae. The record is from RefSeq and is a predicted model, not a curated record. Gene Ontology annotation, cellular component: endosome; plasma membrane. Gene Ontology annotation, biological process: regulation of exocytosis; protein localization to plasma membrane; protein secretion. The transcript has 6 exons. Bases 127 to 759 code for a protein of 210 amino acids.